AUGGCCGAGUUUGACGUCUACGAGUCUCUCGAGACUCAACAUCAGUUUUGGGAAGAACUUGACGACGUCGUCACGACCCAAUAUCAGUCACACGAUUUAAUCGACGAAACCCUACGAGCUUGGCUAUAUCUCACUUCGAGAUUCCGAGAAAAGUUCCCCGAAACCGAGGACGAUGUCGCCGUCUGCUGCGAAAAGUUACUGCAGUGCCAGCUGUUUCGAGACAACAAGGACUACAUCCGCACCCAAAUCAUCUACAGUUUGCUGCAGGAGGAUGACCCAGCAUCGCUUCACGUUAUCGUACUCUUUCUGCUGCUCGAUGGCCAUGCCGAUGAGUCUACAUACUCCCGCAUGAUCGAGGAAGCGUGUUUCCCUCGCCUCCUCGAGCUGAUCAACGGUCGCAAAGAUCAGGAUCUGAGGCUGCAUCGUCUGCUUCUUGAGCUCAUGUAUGAAAUGUCACGAAUCGAACGCUUGCGCACCGCCGACUUACUCCAGGUCGAUGACGGCUUCAUCGCCUACCUUUUCCAGAUAAUCGAGGAGCUCUCCAAUGACGUUCACGACCCGUACCACUACCCUAUUAUUCGCGUGCUGUUGGUACUGAACGAACAAUACAUGCUCGCUUCUACCGACGUUGCCGCCGAUCCUACGUCCCCCACCGCCCCCCUUACGAACAGGGUCAUCAAGUGUCUAAGUCUACACGGUGACUCGUUUCGCACAUUCGGAGAGAAUAUCAUUUUGCUGCUGAAUCGCGAAACCGAGACGUCGCUGCAGCUACUGAUUCUCAAACUUUUAUAUCUCUUAUUUACAACCAAAGCCACAUACGAAUACUUUUACACGAACGACCUCAAGGUUCUCCUUGACGUUAUCAUUAGGAACCUCAUGGACUUGCCGGAUGAGAAGAUAUCGCUUCGUCACACAUACCUCCGAGUCCUGUACCCGCUUCUGGCGCAUACGCAGCUGAGCCGCCCGCCGCACUACAAACGCGACGAGGUCCUCAAGGUCUUGAGGAUCCUGGGCGGUUUUGGCAACUCCCACUUUGCGCCCGCUGAUGAAACUACAGUGAGGUUGGUUGAUCGCGUCUCCAAAGUGAAAUGGCUUAUCGACCAGGAGCCUUCUGGCGAGGCUGAAGUGGCGAGGAAGUUCCUGGGCAUCAGUCUAUCUCGCUCGCAGACGGCAAGCAGCGUUAGCGUGGUUGAUGUCGCGGCCGUCAUGGAGAAACCCGGUGUCAUCACUCCGAGUCGGAAAGCCGAAGCAGAAGCGGAAGCCAAGCAGGGAGAAGAAAAUGCCGGGCGAGUCGCAGUGCGGGCGAAGAAACCCCUGCCCGAAGUACCAAAACAUCGACACGGUAUUCCUGUCGGACCGACGUCGACGUCGACGUUGCAUUUGAAUGGACAUAGGAAGAUACCACCUAAAGCACCACCACCACGGCGGAGGACGAGGCUCAAACCCGUCGAAUCUGUGGCGGACGAUGCUCCCACGCCCCAAGUUUGA
Colletotrichum higginsianum IMI 349063 is the source of this 1488-nucleotide messenger RNA. RefSeq lists its product as uncharacterized. Gene Ontology annotation, molecular function: Arp2/3 complex binding. Gene Ontology annotation, biological process: endocytosis; actin cortical patch assembly; actin cortical patch localization. Gene Ontology annotation, cellular component: actin cortical patch. The record is from RefSeq and is a predicted model, not a curated record. NCBI's taxonomy places the organism in Eukaryota, Fungi, Ascomycota, Sordariomycetes, Glomerellales, Glomerellaceae. The transcript has 3 exons. Bases 1 to 1488 code for a protein of 495 amino acids.